Papaver somniferum (opium poppy) is the source of this 1848-nucleotide messenger RNA. Its product is annotated as cytochrome P450 87A3-like. The transcript has 9 exons. Gene Ontology annotation, molecular function: iron ion binding; heme binding; monooxygenase activity. Lineage: Eukaryota; Viridiplantae; Streptophyta; Magnoliopsida; Ranunculales; Papaveraceae. The record is from RefSeq and is a predicted model, not a curated record. Bases 54 to 1490 code for a protein of 478 amino acids. Gene Ontology annotation, biological process: sterol metabolic process.
ACCAAAAUAAAAUAAAAAAUUAAAUAGAUAAGAAACAAAGAAAGAAAAAGAAAAUGUUAGUAACUGCUAGUUUAUGCAUUGGUACCUUUAUUAUCAUAUGCAUAACUCACUGGGUUUAUAGAUGGAGAAAUCCCAGAUGCAAUGGAAAACUUCCUCCUGGUUCUAUGGGCUUCCCUAUUAUUGGGGAAACUCAUCGGUUCUUUACACCAACUACAUCAUCUGAUGUUUCUCCUUUCAUGAAAGAAAGAAUGGAAACAUAUGGUCCCGUUUUUAAAACUAGUUUGGUGUGGCAGUCUUUCGUCGUAUCAACAGACCCUGAAGUCAAUCACAUGAUCAUGUCCCAGCAAGAAGGCCAGUCAUUUGAAUUUUGGUAUCCUGAUAGUUUCAAAAAGAUAUUAGGGGAAGCAAGUUUAUUGACACUACAUGGUUCCAUUCAUAAGUACAUAAGGAACAUGGUUUUGAGUUUCGUUGGUCCUGAAAGUCUGAAACAAAAGCUUCUCCCUCAUGUAGUACAUGGGGUACAAAGAAAUUUAUCGUUGUGGGCUAAUGAAGAUAGUGUAGAUUUGGUAGAAUCAGUGAAGGAGAUGAUAUUUGAACUGACUGCAAAGAAACUCAUCAGCUACGUAUAUAAUCCUAACAAGUCCUCGGAGAAUCUAAGAGAAUGUUUUUCUAAAUUCACUGAAGGAUUAAUUUCUUUCCCACUAGACAUUCCUGGGACCGCGUACCAUAAAUGCUUACAGGGCCGUAAGCAAACAAUGGAGAUUUUGAAAGAUAUGCUACAAGAGAGACGAAAAAAACCUAAAAGUUACCAAGAAGAUUUCUUUGAUUAUAUCCUGGACGAACUGAAGACUGAAGGAACUGUGCUGACCGAAGCAAUUGGUUUAGACUUAAUAUUUUUGCUUCUCUUCGCCAGUUUUGAGACGACAUCUGUAUCAACAACUUUUGCUAUUAAGUUACUCACAGAGAACCCUGCAGUUUUGGAGGAAUUAACGGAAGAACAUGAAGCACUCAUCCACCGCAGAAAAAACGAAGAUGAACAACUGACAUGGAAAGAAUACAAAUCAAUGAAAUUCACAACUCAGGUUAUCAAUGAGGCAGUGAGAUUAGCAAAUAUUGUUCCUGGAGUUUUCAGAAAAGCAUUGAAGGACAUACAUAUAAAAGGAUACACGAUACCAGCAGGGUGGGCUGUCAUGUUAUGCAUUCCGUCAGCACAUCUGAAUCCUUCCACGUACCAAGAUCCCCUUGAGUUCAAUCCACAUAGAUGGGAUGGAGUGGAGUUAAAUGGAGCAACAAAAGAUUUCAUGGCUUUUGGUGCUGGUCAGAGAUUUUGUGUUGGAACAGACUUUGCCAAGCUACAGAUGGCUGUUUUUCUUCAUUACUUGGUUACAAAAUACAGGUGGAAAACAAUUAAAGGAGGAGAUAUUGCCCGGGUUCCUGGCGUAACAUUUCCAAAUGGUUUUCACGUUAAAAUCUCAGAAACGAACACCUGAAAGGAUGUAUGCUUACUAUGCUUAUUCGUUGAAGCAGUUCAGGAUUGUGCCCAUGGAGGCAGUGUGUUUCUUUUGCAAUUGUAAUUUUAUUUCAACUAUAGUAAGUUCUGAUGCAGUACAAAGUUUGUGCCUAAUGGUUAUAACAGUUUUCUCUCUUGUAAUCGUAUGUGUGUAUUCUCUAUUAAAGGUAAUAUAAGUGUGCAGUGGGCAUAUGUCUCAUGUUUGUAAGAAUAAGUGAAUGUGCUGGUAAAGCACUUGUCGUGUGUGUAUAAAUAGUGUGUGGUUAGUAUCAUGGGGGUGAAAACUUCACAGCGAAUGAUCCAUUAAUGAAGUCUUCGUCUCCUCUUUCUUCUUCUCC